Fomitopsis serialis is the source of this 1302-nucleotide messenger RNA. Its product is annotated as cytochrome P450. The record is from RefSeq and is a predicted model, not a curated record. The transcript is spliced from 11 exons. Gene Ontology annotation, molecular function: oxidoreductase activity, acting on paired donors, with incorporation or reduction of molecular oxygen; heme binding; iron ion binding. Bases 1 to 1302 code for a protein of 433 amino acids. Lineage: Eukaryota; Fungi; Basidiomycota; Agaricomycetes; Polyporales; Fomitopsidaceae.
AUGCACACCAACUACCGCUGGAAUACCAGGAGUAUACCUUUGGGUCAUGGGCGGAGAAUUACGGUCAAUCUUCUAGGCGAUCUCAUAUAUGUCGAAUUCUUUGCUAGCCGCACCAUCAUCAACUCGUCCAAGAUCGCCCGGGACCUUCUGGACAAACGGGGUGCUAUCUACUCCAGCCGUCCGCGGCUGGUGACCUUUGUCGAGUUGGUUGGCUGGGAUCCCACUUUGGUCUUUGCGCCGUACCAGCAUGAGAGUCGGCGGAGACAGCGGCGGUGGGUGCAGGCCGCGUUCGGCGAGAAGGACACACUCCGAAAAUAUGAAGGCCUACAACACAGGGAGGUUUGUAUCUUGCUGUCGAGCUUGAUAAACACGCCCAAGAACUUCACCAUGCAUAUCACGCGAUAUACCGUCGCGCUGAUCGUCGAAUCCGUCUAUGGCCAUCGGAUCACGUCCUUGGAAGAUGAAUACGUGACACUGGUGGAUCGUAGCAACCAGGCGACAAGCGCUACAGGUCCUGCCGGAGGAGGAAUGGUGGAUCACUUCCCACUUCUGAAGCACAUACCGACUUGGAUGCCCAGCGCGGAAUUCAAGCGAAAGGUGUUGUAUGCGCGGGAGCUCGUGCGGGAUGCCCACUAUCGUCCAUUUGAUAUGGUUCGAAAGGCUGUCGCGUCGGGUGAUGCAGAGCCGUCGUUUGUUUCUACGCUGAUCGAGAACGCAGAGAAGGAGGGUCGGCUUGACGAGGUAGAGAAUGACAUUCGGUAUGCAGCCGGUGCAUUAUACGCAGCCGGAUCAGACCCAACAAAGACCGUGCUUCAAACGUUCUUCUUGGCGAUGGUCCUUCACCCGGCGGUGUACAAGAAGGCACAAGAGGAGUUGGACCGGGUCGUUGGUAACACGCGACUGCCCACUCUCGAGGAUAGACCGAAUCUACCCUACAUCGACUGCGUUAUCAAGGAGACAUAUCGGGCGAUGACUCGCAACGUGGAACAAUACAGUGACGCUGAGGCAUUCCGCCCAGAACGCUUUCUCAGCCCCGAGAUCGAGGAUCCUCGCAACAUCGUCUUCGGUUAUGGCCCACGGCUCUGUCCAGGGCGCCUUUUUGCGGACACGACUCUCUUCUUGGCGAUAGCCAGUGUUGCAGCAACGCUAAACAUCGAGAAGGCGCGUCAUCGAAGGGCAGCGUCAUCACCCCGAAAGCUGCGUUCGUAUCUUCGUUUAUCAGCAUACGACUGUGCGAUCACGCCUCGAUCGUCUGCCGCAAUGAAUCUCGUCGCGGAUGCGCUAGUGAGUGUCACGGAGUGA